AUGGCUUCUGAACAACUCGAGCAGGGUGGUGAUAUUAAACUAGUGGCUAGUAAGGAGGAAACCCUUGGAACAGAUGUACCCAUUGGACAUGGACUCGACGAGCCUGCUCAGCGUUUUACUGAGGGACAGACCAAAGCGCUCCUUCGCAAGAUCGACAUCCACAUGAUCCCAUACUUAUCUCUUUUAUAUCUUUUGUCAUUCCUGGACCGUACAAACAUUGGCAAUGCAAAGCUAUUCGGGUUAGAAAAGUCGCUGGGUCUCAAGGGCAAUCAAUACAACACAGCUCUAUUUGUUACCUACAUCCUCUUCGAGGUACCAUCCAAUAUGAUUUUGAAGAGAUGGCGAGCAUCCAUGUGGUUCCCCAUCAUGAUGAUUGCCUGGGGAAUAGUUAUGACACUGAUGGGACUGGUCACAAAUUUCCAUGGUCUUGUUAUUGCUCGUAUAUUUUUAGGGCUCGCUGAAGCUGGGCUUUUCCCGGGCGUCAGCUUUUACAUCACCCUGUGGUACCGCCGCCGCGAGUGCGCCUUCCGAGCUGCUGUGUUCUUCUCCGCAGCCACGGUUGCUGGCGCAUUCGGAGGUCUCCUGGCGCGUGGAAUCAAUGAAAUGGACGGCACAGCCGGAAAGCCAGGCUGGGCCUGGAUUUUCAUAUUGGAGGGAAUCAUUACCGUCGCCGUGGCUUUCUCUGCAUUCUGGUUCAUCUACGACAGCCCCCGAACAGCUAGGUUCCUGACGACUGAGGAGAAAGACGAAGUCGAGUAUCGGCUGGCACAUGACACCGACGGGCUUGCAGACCACUACGACGGCAAGUUUAUGUGGGAUGCGUUCAAAGACUGGAAAAUAUGGCUACAAUGCAUCACGUACCUUGGAAUGGUCACCCCAGUGUACUCAUUUUCUCUCUUCCUGCCAUCCAUUAUCGCGGCAAUGGGUUACUCUGCUGCCAGAUCUCAGCUUCUCACAGUGCCUCCCUACGUCUUUGGUUGCAUUGCCACAGUCACUGCAGGAUACUUGAGCGACAAGUAUAACAAACGAGCUUCCUUCCUCCUCUUUCACGGCAGCAUAGCGCUCGUUGGCUACGUCCUGCUGAUAGCCACUCGCGUCCCCGCGGCUCAGUAUAUCGGUACCUUCUUGGCAGCAUCAGGAGUAUUUCCAACGAUCCCGAUCCUGGUCAUGUGGAAUGGCAACAAUAUCGGCGGCAGCGUUAAGAGAGGCGUCGGCAUUGCCAUGCAAGUCGGCACCGGCAACUGCGGUGGUAUCGUUGCUUCAUUCAUCUAUCGCAACCAAGACAAGCCCCGCUACCUCGUCGGCCACGGCGUGCUCAUCGGAUUCAUCUCCAUGACCGUCAGUCUCACGAUCAUCCAAUACAUCGUUCUUGGAGCGAUCAACCGUAGGCGAGAUCGAGACCACCCCAAGCCGGAAGCCUAUACCCAAGAAAUGAAAGCGGCGGAGCGGGAUCUAGGUGAUAACGCCAGCUUCUUCCGCUUUACCCUCUAG
Exophiala aquamarina CBS 119918 is the source of this 1491-nucleotide messenger RNA. RefSeq lists its product as uncharacterized. Gene Ontology annotation, biological process: transmembrane transport. Gene Ontology annotation, molecular function: transmembrane transporter activity. Lineage: Eukaryota; Fungi; Ascomycota; Eurotiomycetes; Chaetothyriales; Herpotrichiellaceae. Bases 1 to 1491 code for a protein of 496 amino acids. The transcript has 13 exons. The record is from RefSeq and is a predicted model, not a curated record. Gene Ontology annotation, cellular component: membrane.